This is a messenger RNA of Eruca vesicaria subsp. sativa (arugula), 339 nucleotides long. Lineage: Eukaryota; Viridiplantae; Streptophyta; Magnoliopsida; Brassicales; Brassicaceae. The record is from the annotation of a GenBank genome assembly.
AUGAAAUGCCAUUCUCAACCCUACAUUGUCAUUUCUCCGUCGGUCCACGGUUUGAUUUGCUAUGGACCUCCUUCUAAGCUCAUGAUAUACAACCCUAGCACGAGACGAUCCAUUGCUUUGCCCAAGAUUGAUUCUCAUAGAUUACGUAUGUACCAUUUCUUGGGUUAUCAUCUCAUAGAUGGUGAACACAAAAUCUUGUGUAUGAGUAGAGGCAUGCAUGUUCGUAGGGGACGUGGCUUAGCUCACAAGAUUCAAGUUUUGACAUUGGGAAAUGGGAACUCGUGGAGGAUGAUCAUGAUUGUCCUCCCCACUCUCCUGAAUCAACUCAUAUAUGUAUAG